AUUUAUUCACAACAUCUAAACAAGAUCAUAUAUAUUAAAUAUAACUCCACAAAAACAGCACCUUAACUGUUUCCCAACUCUAAUCCAUCAAUGGACUACUCCUUUCCAAGGGAGACCUUAUGGAGAACUGCCUCAAAAAUCACCAUUUCAGCGCACCUGUUUGGUAUCUUAGCAAACAUCCUUAUGCUUAUUUGGUUGUUGCACUAUCGUGAAGGCAUGGACCUUGAUUCAUCCAAUCCAUAUCGUAUAUUCAAUGUCCACCCUUUCCUAAUGUUCUUCGGAUUCAUAUUCCUCAUUGGUGAAGCGAUGAUGGCAUACAAGACAGUUCCAGCAGAUAGGCAAACACAGAAGUUCGUACAUAUGUUCUUGAACCUCUCAGCUCUUGUUUUGGGCAUUGUGGGGAUACAUGCGACAUUUAAGUUCCAUGAUAAGAUGAACAUGCUCGAUAUGUAUAGCUUGCAUUCUUGGAUUGGCAUCGGCACAUUCUGUCUUUUCAUCUUGCAGUGGUUAUUUGGGUUCAGUUUAUUUGUGUUUCCACAAGCAUCAGCUGUGACAAGAGCAAGACUAGCGCCAUGGCACGUGUUUGGAGGAAGAGCUUUGUUAUACAUGGCGAUAUGUGCAGCUGAAACUGGACUGAUGCAGAAAUUCACGUUCUUGCAGCUCACCAACAACCGAGAAAGUUAUUUGAUCAACUUUCUUGCUUUGGCUAUCCUUUUGUUUGGGAUCACAGUUGAUAUUUCUGUCUCUCUUGGUCGUUUUGCUUGAGUGAAUAUUGAAGGGUGUGAUAAUUUUUAAUUUGAUUUUCGGGUUUGUUAAAGGAAUUUCAUUUGUAUUAAAGAUUUAUUGGUUGGUUUUGUGUUCCAUGACUUCCUUUGUUGUUAAUAUCGUUUUUACAAUCAUUUGUACCUUAGCUCCAAUCCAACCAACUAUCCAAGUCCCAAAAGAGGGAGGUACGAUAUAUAUGUAGGAAACCUCUACUCAAGGAUAAUGAGAUUGAUUUCAUUGAUGAUUUGAC
Lactuca saligna is the source of this 1015-nucleotide messenger RNA. Lineage: Eukaryota; Viridiplantae; Streptophyta; Magnoliopsida; Asterales; Asteraceae. The record is from the annotation of a GenBank genome assembly.